Molecule: messenger RNA, 378 nt
Organism: Phycomyces blakesleeanus NRRL 1555(-)
Lineage: Eukaryota; Fungi; Mucoromycota; Mucoromycetes; Mucorales; Phycomycetaceae
Exons: 2
Coding region: 1-378 (125 amino acids)
Source: RefSeq, a predicted model, not a curated record
AUGAUUUGCGAUACAAACUGGUGUACAUACUGUGAUAGUGCAGUCAGCCCUUUCUCUGAUUCCCUUUACUGUUCAGAAGAAUGUUUAAAGAAAGACGCUCUGGCCCAUCAUCCGAUGCUCGGUUAUGACUUUAUCGACCUACGUAGCUUUCCACGAAACAACAACCAAGACGGCAGCCGAGACGCGCCAUUUGAAACAAGACGUCGGUCAACAUGUUCAAUGUCUUCUCAGGGCAUACCUGGUCUUAUCAGCCAUUCUGCUUGUGUCUCCGCCAAUUCUUCGCUUGGUUAUUCACCACCAACAUAUUUCAACUUGAAACCUCAGAAGAACACUCUGGAUACCCAUCGGCCCGUACAGAGCUUGUUCAAUGUAGCUUAA